AUGCCAUCCUACAAAUUGUAUUAUUUUGAUAUGAUGGGGCGAGCAGAGAUAAUCCGCUUGAUAUUUGCACAAGCUGGGAUUCCUUAUGAAGAUAUUCGGAUCCAACAAGAAGAUUGGCCGACCAAAUACAAGCCAAAGAUGCCAUUUGAACAAGUGCCAGUUUUGGAAGUAGAUGGUAAAAUGUUAUCUCAGUCUACUGCAAUCGCUCUGUAUCUUGCUAAAAAGUUUGAUCUGGUUGGAGAAAACGACUGGGAAUUUGCCCAGGUGGAAGAACUGUUUAGCGUAGCAACAGAUCUCAUAAGACAUAUAGCGCCAUGGUAUAAAUGCGAAGAUGCUGCUAAAAAGAAGGAACUAAUGGCUGAAUUUGAAACACAGCACCUAAUUCCAACAUUCAGACGACUGGAAGGCAUCCUGGCCAAAAACAACACUGGUUAUUUUGUCGGCAAAAAGUUGACAGCUGCAGAUUUGAACAUGUUAUGCAUAGUUGGACUCUUUGGUUCACUGUUUCCAAAUUCAACAACUCAACUAACACAUUUGAAUCAUUUCAAGGAUCGAAUAAUGAAAUUACCAAAAAUCAAGGAAUGGAUUGAAACGAGACCUAAGACCGAUUUCUAG
Messenger RNA from Cercopithifilaria johnstoni, 615 nucleotides. NCBI's taxonomy places the organism in Eukaryota, Metazoa, Nematoda, Chromadorea, Rhabditida, Onchocercidae. The record is from the annotation of a GenBank genome assembly.